UGAGCAAGCACCCACUUUCGAAAAGAAACUCGAUAAAAGCAAAGGCAAAAACUGCACUCAUGGUGGCGAUGGAAGCCAAGCAGAGCACAAGAACAAAGAAGCAGCACACAAGCAUUUCCUUGAUUCCCUUUUAUAUCAACUUCUUAUCCCCAAAUAUAUCAACUAACAAUCAAAAUUCUUUCUUCAUCUUCAAGCCUCCUCUUCUGUUGUUGCUGGUAUUCCUUCAUUGUUGUUUUGAAUAAAUCUGAUGCUGCUGUUGUGGUCGCCAUUUUUGUUGCUCGACUUUCAACUAUUUAAAACGACACCGUAUUUUCGGAAUCCGGUCUGUAUCGGUCUUUCGCUGCAAUUACAGAGCAGAUCGCUGCUUCGGGAUUAUGAUGAUUAAAUCUCUACGGUUGGAUCAUCCCUCUCUUCCCCUUGGCGGUUUGUUCCUUGAUCAAACAGUCCCUGCUUCGUUUGUUUCCUCGUUUUCAACGAAUAAGGGUGCGAUUAAUUCGUGUAGUAUUGGAUAUAAGAGGCUGACCUUCGGGAAAUUGCGGCGAGGAAAUGGAAUCAAGGGCCCGUUGUUCUUGGCUGUGAGCUUAUCGAGCGAGGAAGGGGAGGAUUGUGUUGAGGAAUCGGAAGAGAGGUUGGGGCAAAAUGGGGACACGAACUUGUCAGGGAACGAAACAGUUUUUGGUGAGCGCAAAGUGGAGAAGACGAAGGCUAAAGAGCGGGGAUCAGGUGCUUUGAAUACUACCAAGCAUUUGUGGGCUGGUGCCGUUGCUGCGAUUGUUUCAAGAACUUUGAUUGCACCUCUUGAGAGACUGAAGUUGGAAUACAUAGUUCGUGGCGAGCAGAAGAGCCUUUUUGAACUCAUUAAGGCAAUAGCAGCUUCUGAAGGGCCAAAAGGCUUUUGGAAAGGAAACUUUCUCAAUAUUCUUCGUACUGCCCCUUUUAAGGCUAUCAAUUUCUAUGCUUAUGAUACAUAUAGAAGUUAUCUGUUGAAAUUAUCCGGGAAUGAAGAAGCCACAAAUUUUGAGAGGUUUCUUGCUGGUGCUGCAGCUGGAAUCACCGCUAGCUUGCUUUGUCUACCUAUGGAUACUAUAAGGACAGUUAUGUUAGCACCUGGUGGGGAAGCAUUGGGUGGUGUAGUUGGUGCUUUCCGCCAUAUGAUCCAAACUGAAGGGUUCUUUUCUCUUUACAAGGGUAUAGUACCCUCUCUUGUGAGUAUGGCUCCAUCAGGUGCAGUUUUUUAUGGUGUUUAUGAUAUCCUGAAGUCAGCAUAUCUCCGUUCACCGAAAGGGAGGAAGAGGCUUCAACAAAUGAAACAAGAAGGUGAAGAAUUAAAUGUAUUGGAUCAAUUAGAGUUGGGUCCCAUUAGAACAUUGCUAUAUGGGGCAAUUGCUGGUGUUUGUUCUGAAGCUGCAACUUAUCCAUUUGAAAUUGUGAGGAGACAUCUCCAAAUGCAGGUGCAAGCUACAAAGUUAAGUGCAAUAGCAACUUGUAUCAAAAUAGUUCAUCAAGGAGGUGUUCCUGCUCUAUAUGCUGGUUUAAUUCCUAGUUUAUUGCAGGUUUUACCAUCGGCUGCCAUUAGUUACUUCGUAUAUGAGUUCAUGAAGAUAGUUCUGAAAGUAGAGUCAGCAUAGAUAUUUUUUCCAGCAUCCAUUUUAAAGCCCUGGAGAGGCUGGAAAGAGUGAGAAAAAAGUUAAUACUGGGGAAA
Molecule: messenger RNA, 1702 nt
Organism: Carica papaya (papaya)
Lineage: Eukaryota; Viridiplantae; Streptophyta; Magnoliopsida; Brassicales; Caricaceae
Product: Mitochondrial substrate carrier family protein
Biological process (GO): transmembrane transport
Source: RefSeq, a predicted model, not a curated record